AUGAAACUCGAAGAUUUGCCCGGUGAAAUAUGGUUUCUUAUUCUAUCCUAUGUAUCACCGUUGGAAGCCUUUUAUGCAUUUAAAAAAAUCAAAAAUACACGUAUAAAUUCGAUAAUGACUGAAAUGUAUUUGAUUCGACAAGUCGGAGAUAAUUAUUCAUCAAUUUUGAAUCUAUCUCUUGCACACGCUUCAUUGUCUAUGUAUAAUUUUGCUAUGUCAGAUAUUAUUCCAUACUAUUCACAUAUGAUUCAUGAAUUAAUAUUAUCCAAUAGACAAACACCUGGUGAAAUAAAUGAUUUUUUGCAGAAAUAUUCAUUGACACAUGAUUUUACUUAUCUAAGUUGUUUACGUUUAAUUGAACCAUCACCAAUUGAAUUAAAUAUCAUUGUUAAUGAUAUACAAAAUGUAAAAAUGAUUGAUAUCCAAUCGAAAUAUAUGCAUUCAUAUGAUGUAAAUACAAUACAAACAAUUCUCUAUUCGAAACCAACAAUAGAUUAUUGUUGUUUAAGUCAAUUUCAUCAGAAUUUCAUUUCGAAAGAUUCAUAUUCGUUUAUACAAAGUUUAAAAAUUGAUUCAUGUGAUUAUUUAUGUUUUUUAAGUAUUCUUAAUCAUUUUUGUCUAUUGGAAAAACUUUCAAUUAAUACACUUUCAAUGCCACGUAAUGUUAUUUUAUCAUCAAAUAAUUUAAUCGAAAAUCCAUUAUUGAUUAAAGAUUUAAAAUUACGAGCAUUUAGUAUUCGGUUUGAUUAUCUUCUUGUAUUAUUUCCUUUCUUUGAAAAUAUUCAGAGAUUUUCAUUAUCACUUGUUUGUGACGAAGGUUUCGAUUAUGUUAAUAGUGAUAAAUGGCAAAUGAUUAUAAGUAACUAUUGGCCAUUAUUAACAAAAUUUCAAUUCUACAGUGAAUUAUGGUAUUUAACAUCAGUAGAUCUUGACGAACUCUAUCCUCAUUUAUUAUCAUUUAAAAAUGAUUCUUUUUGGAUUGAACGUCAAAUAGGAUUUGUAGCAGAUUUUUAUCAAGAUAAAAAUGAUCUUCACUUAAUCUUCUAUUCAAAUCCGUAUCCUGAUGAAAAAUUUUCCAAUCAAUGGGGUCAUUCCAUUGAUAUUGUUUCGACUUCAAAAGAUAACAUAAAUUCGUCAUUAGUAAUAGAAAAUACCUAUGAACAUGUUAGUCGUUUACUCUUAACGGUUUAUGACAAUAAACAAAUGCGAUAUGAAUUAGAUAAAAUUUCACGUUAUUUUCCUAAUGUUGAUACAUUAACAGUACGAUUUGAACAACAUGCAUCAAGUGCUCUAUUUCGAUUGUACAUCGAAAAAAUAAUUAAUCUUGAUCAUAUUAAACAUUUAGUAUUGGAUGGUAAAUGUCACACUAUGGCAACAUUAUAUGAACUUAUCUUAUGUCUGUCAAAUAUGAAUAAAUUGACUAUAACAAAUAAUCAACGUAUAUUAGUAAAACAACUAAUUCAAGGACGAAACGAACGCUUAUUAUUAUUGUUACGUCAACGUCUUCAAUAUUUCAAUUUAUUGUAUGAUGGUGUUAUGUCUUAUGACACAGUCGAAGCCAUACGUUAUAAUUUUCCUCAUUUGAAAACAUUUUCCGCUUGUUUACCACAUUUUGAAGAUUUUCGUGAUGCCAUUCCAGCAUUCAUGCAACAUAUGAAAUUGCUUCAAUACCUUCAUAUUGGUCUCGAAUGUGAUAAUGAUAAAAAAAAUUUUACUACCCAAGAUAUGUAUGACUGGUUUCGGCGACAUAAUAUUUUACAUGAAAUUAAAUUGUCGAUUGAUACAUAUACGAAUUCAAUUCAUAUAUGGUUAUAA
Rotaria socialis is the source of this 1815-nucleotide messenger RNA. The record is from the annotation of a GenBank genome assembly. NCBI's taxonomy places the organism in Eukaryota, Metazoa, Rotifera, Eurotatoria, Philodinida, Philodinidae.